CCAAAAAUGCAGCUACUUUAGGGAAUUUCAGCUGUUACACCACCCCUCACAGACAGACCAAUUCUCUCCAAUCUCCAACUAUAUCCCAAGCUUUUACCUUUUCGACCCUUCUCAGUUUGCCUCCUGACUACGGGCUUACAUACCGUUCGAGGCCUAGGAGAGAGGCAAGCUAGUCCUCAUUGGAUAGUCUUCUUCUCCUUUUCAACCGGUUCGGAAAAGGAGUGAUUGUACUCACUGCCCCACCAACGGCUCCGCCUCGUUCGUCCUACGUCUAGCUACAUCUAGCUACGAGAUUGGCUAUUUCAUAGGAUCCUCAAGUCUAGAGCCUCUCAAGUACAAGUAGGGCAUAUCACCGCUUGUGAAAUCGUGCGCGUAAACGCAGCAGCAGCAGCAGCGAAAACAGGAGCUUCAACCCUUGUUGCCCUAUAUAUCUCAAGCCUCACCAAUCUACCGUCUUCAUGGCAAGCGACAAGGACCCCAUUACCUGCCAUGUCUUGGACACCUCUAUAGGCAAGCCAGCAAAAGGCAUCCGUGUGAAGCUAGAAGGCGGCCAUGCUCCGCUCAAGACUUUCGAAUCACAGGCCGACGACGACGGCCGCAUCAAGGCUUGGCUCCCGUACUCUAGUGCCCUGGCUUCUGGAGAUGUUCCAACCUUCUCUAUAGAUGACGUUCUAAGCGAGGUUGAUAGCAAGUCAACAUGGACUCUCCGCUUCGACACCGGAAGCUAUUUCGGCGAGGGAAACACUUUCUUCCCUGAAGUCCUAGUCUCGUUCACUGUCGAGAAGGGUCAACACUACCACGUCCCUCUACUGCUAUCCCCCUAUAGCUAUACGACAUACCGGGGAAGCUAAGCAACCUGUUAAGAGGUUUGGAAGCCAGGUCAUGCUGGAUGACAGGAGUAUCUAUCCACAUCCACAACACAAUGCGAUUAUGGCGUCAACUCGGCUUUGGUCGGAUAGGGGCGGCUUUAUUUAGGCCUCAAUAAUGGCCUUAGGAUAUCAUCGACGGCAGCCAAGAUUUACUUCAACCGUAAAACCUCUUAUUUGAUACCAUGUUGGUGGGCGACAACUCAGCAAGGGGACAGGACCUUCGUUAGGAUCUUAUUCUAUUCUAACUACCGAAAUAAAAUUGAAAACGCAAUUACUAUCUGUAUACAAU
This is a messenger RNA of Annulohypoxylon truncatum, 1158 nucleotides long. RefSeq names its product Hydroxyisourate hydrolase. The transcript has a single exon. NCBI's taxonomy places the organism in Eukaryota, Fungi, Ascomycota, Sordariomycetes, Xylariales, Hypoxylaceae. Bases 459 to 851 code for a protein of 130 amino acids. Gene Ontology annotation, biological process: purine nucleobase metabolic process. The record is from RefSeq and is a predicted model, not a curated record. Gene Ontology annotation, molecular function: hydroxyisourate hydrolase activity.